GGCCAGUAUUUUUUUUAAAAUUUUUUAUGCAAAUGCAAAGGGAACGAGCCUUUCAUUGAUCAGGCGAUCUGAGAGAGCAAACCCUAAGGUGAAAAUGCUUGCGAGAAUGGAUAAGCAAAAGAGCUCGGAGGCUGGAACGAGUGGCGGUGAGUUAUCAACGAUUGACUAUGAGGUCUUCUUGAGUUUCAGAGGGCCGGACACUCGCCAAGGAUUCACGGAUUGCCUUUACCAUGAAAUGCAAGAAGCUAACAUCCGUGUUUUCUUCAAUGAGGAAGAGCUCCACGUCGGUAAAGAAAUAGCUGAUGAACUACCAAUGGCUAUCGAAAAGUCGAAGAUCUAUGUACCAAUCUUCUCUAAAGGUUAUGUUUCAAGUCCUUGGUGCCUUCGCGAGCUUGCACACAUGGUGGAGUGCACGAAUACCAAACCAUCCGAGAAGGAAAUCAUGCCGAUUUUCUACAACGUGAAACCUCGCGAUGUUAGGCUUAUGUCUCCACUGUACGUCCGUGAUUUGAAGGAGCAUGAAAAGAAGUUUGGUUGCCAGACGAGGCUAAAGUGGGAGGAUGCCCUCAAAAGUGUGGCUAAAAUCAAAGGAUGGGAGCUGAAAAGCCAAGGGCACUGGAAAUUCAUUAAGUCAGUGAUACGAGAGAUUGUGAUGAAAUUGAAGACAAAAGACAAAUAUGUCGCCGAGCAUAUAGUCGGAAUGGAUGAUCAAGUGGAAGCUGUUCUGAAGUUAUUGGACAUGCACUCCAAGGGCAUGCACAUUGUUCUAAUUCAUGGAAUGGGAGGAAUCGGUAAAACAACUCUCGCUAAGGUUGUAUUCAACAAGCUAAAUCCCCUCUUCAGUCAUUGUUGUUUCUUGGGAAAUAUCCGGGAAUCAUCGCUCAGCUUUGGCCUCAUAACUUUACAAAAACAAUUAUUAUCUGACAUGUUUGGUUCAAGCUUUCCCAACAUAAUCAACGAUGUUGAUGAUGGGAUCAAGGUGAUUGCGCAACGACUUUCUAACAAGAAAGUUUUCAUCGUUCUAGAUGACGUGGAUGAUGAGGAACAACUCAAGAAACUAGCCAUCAAGCAUGUUUUGCUCAACUCAGGGAGUAAAAUUAUUAUUACAACAAGGAAAAGAGGCAUCUUAAAAGCCAACCAAACAUUCGAGUAUGAAGUGAAGUCGUUAGAUUCUAUUCAUUCGCUUGAGCUUUUCAGUAGACAUGCUUUUGGAAGAAAGUUUCCUCUGAAUGAUUAUGUCUAUCUUUCAAGACAAGUAGUUUCUACAACUGGAGGACUUCCACUGGCUCUUGAAGUCGUUGGCUCGUUACUUCAUUGCCAAAACGAAGCCUUAUGGACAGAUGUGUUAGACAAUCUAAGGAAAAUACCUCAUGAGAAGGUCUUGGACAGGCUGAAGAUCAGCUAUGAUGCCCUGAGUCAUGAGCAAAAACAGAUCUUCCUCGACAUCGCAUGUCUCUUUGUGGACAAAGACCAAACGAGUGCAUUCUACAUGUGGAAAGAUUGUAGGUUUUUUCCAGAUUAUUCAAUUCAAGUCCUUGUCCGCAUGUCCUUGAUAAAGAUAACCGACGAUAACAAAUUUUGGAUGCACGAUCAACUAAGAGAUCUUGGGAGGAAAAUUGUCUAUGGAUAUAUGAGGCAAAUCGAUCCAAGGAAACAAAGCAGGUUGUGGGAUCCUUUGUCUGCCUUUAAUAUCAUAAGAACAGAAGAGAGAAAGGAGGCCAUUGAAGUACCGCUUAAAUGGAAAUGCACUAGGAAGCUAUACGAGCGAUGAGUUUUCGAGGCUUCCAAACAUAAGGUUCCUCGAAUUAGUGUGGGGACAAUUAGAUGGAAACUUUGAGAACCAACUUUCAGAGUUAAGAUACAUGACCUGGUAUGGGUGUCCUCAAGAGCUCUCCACCAUCAAUUUUCAUCCAAGCAAUCUUGUAGUUCUCAACCUUUCUUAUAGUUCCAUCACGAAGGAGUGGGCUGGAUGGAGUCAAAUCAAGUUAUUGUGACAGGUUGCCAAGAAGCUUAAAGUUAUGGAUCUCACAUAUUGUGACAGCAUGACCAGGACUCCAAACUUCUCUGAUUAUUUGAGUUUAGAAAGAUUGAACCUUGAAAAUUGCCAAGGACUUAUUGAGGUUGAUAGUUCCCUUGGAAAGCUUAAAUGCUUGACUUACUUCAAUGCGAAUGGGUGCACAAGUCUUGGGGAGUUGCCCGAAGGAAUCGGACAGUUGGAGAAGCUUGAAUACUUGUAUUUAGGCAAUUGCAAAAAGUUGAGUAAGCUGCCUGAAUCAUUUGUGAGAGUGUCAUCACUAGUAGAGUUGGAUCUCUCAAAUACGACUAUUACAAGAUUACCCGACGCCAUUGGUAACCAAGAGUGCUUGUUAGUUCUUAAACUACAAUAUACAGAAAUCAAUGAACUUCCUAGUUCUAUUGGGAAUCUAUACAAACUUAAGUUUCUCAUUCUAUCAUUUACUAAAAUAAGGGAACUCCCAAUGUCAAUUGGGAACUUGAAAUCACUACUUGAGUUGGAUGUCCGGAAACGCAAUGUUUACGGUUACCCGAAUCUAUUGGGAACCUAAGUAGAUUAAAAGUCAUCAACAUUUCGUAUUCUUUGAUGAGGGAGCUACCACAGAGCAUUGUUGAGCUAAAAGAGUUGGAAGAGCUACAUGCUGGGAAUUGCCUGUGUUUGGAGUGGGAAAUUCCCGAGGACAUUUGGAAAUUAUCACUUUUGAGAGUUCUGCACUUGGAAUUAUCCCUUGUUAGAAAUGUUCCGGUGACAAUCAAACUACUUCCUCGCCUAGAAAAAUUGGGAUUAUGUGAUUGCAGCAAACUUGAACUGUUGCCCGAGUUUCCCUCAAGUUUGAUAAGCCUAAAACUCGGAUCAAGUUCGUUGAGAUGGAUCCCGGAUCUCUCAAACCUCACUGAAUUGGUGAAUCUUAGAUAUGGUGGUCAUGAUGAGAACUGGCGUCGUCUUUACUCCCAAGAUGGUCCAUGCCGACAAUCCCUCGCAAACCUUCCACCGUCUCUGUCAACAUUGUGUGCCCAAUAUCAUGAAUCAAUAGCCAGCUCAUCAUUUCAUUGCAACUUGAGAAAAUUGACACAUUUGCACAUUAGUCACUGUUUUUGGAAGGAAGUUCAACUCGAUGGGCUCGAACAGUUGAUAGAAUUCGAAGUGGAAGGGUUAAAACACCUCGAGGGAUUUGCGGGUCUUUUGAGUUUGACGAGGUUGAAGCUGUUGAGGCUGAGCGAUUGCCCAAAUCUAACUACGAUCCAAGGUCUUGGUUCAGUGGAGUCCUUGAAACAUUUGGAAAUAGACAAGUGUCCUAAGAUUGAAAGUCUAGAUGAUCUAUCGAAUUUGAAAAAGCUGGAGUCCUUGGUAAUUCGAGGAUGCGAAGAGCUUCUGGCAAUUAAGGGCUUGGAUGAAUUAGAGACUCUCAAAUAUUUGGAAUUUGUAGGUUGCAUAUCACUAAGAAGUUUCCCAAAUGUACUCAAUUGGAAAUUAUCAGAUGAGUGCUCACUAACUAUUUCCGACUGCCCAAAUUUAAGAGAUGAUUGGUUUGAAGAGACAGUCAGCAUGUACAAGCAAUGGAAACAUUUGAAAUUCAAGUCUCGCCUGUUACUAUGAUGAGGCGGCCAUUCUCUCAGGUUCAAUCUCAAGAAUUUUCAGCUUCCCCAAUAUUCAACCCUUGUUAUUUUCACUAGCUAUUGCCCAGGAGGUAGCUUUCAAGUUGGACACCAUAAUAUAUGAUCCGCCGAUCCUGUUGUAAUUAUUCAUGUGUACUAGCUUUUGGGUAACGAGGGUUCGUCAUAAUUCAGUGUGUCGUCCUUCCAUGCAGUUUACAUUUCCUGCAUUAAUUCGACCAAGUCCGGUCAAUCAAUCACGGUAUCUGCUGACAUCUUCGCUAUGUAGUUUAUCUUAGAUUGCUUCACA
Molecule: messenger RNA, 3916 nt
Organism: Eucalyptus grandis
Lineage: Eukaryota; Viridiplantae; Streptophyta; Magnoliopsida; Myrtales; Myrtaceae
Product: TMV resistance protein N
Exons: 4
Coding region: 95-1771 (558 amino acids)
Biological process (GO): defense response; signal transduction
Molecular function (GO): ADP binding
Source: RefSeq, a predicted model, not a curated record